AAUUAUUAUUUAUUAUUUAUUUUGUAAAAAGACAAUAGUUUUUCACUAGAGAGAGAGCUUUAAGCACGAUGCCUCGUCUUGAUUCUUUAGUGGGUGACAACGAAGGCGAAAUUCGCAAAUCGUCUAAGGCAAUUUAGACCGAGAUUGCAUGUGAAAAAUUUCAAACUCGGACAGUUGCAGUUUCAUGAAUAAUACAGGUAAGAGGUAAAAGUGGAUAAACUCAAAAACUCAGAAAAAGGCCUUGAUAAUCUGAAGUGGAUCUUGAAUUCAAAAUUAAAAACCUGUCCUGGCUUUUUCCCAAUUCAAAAUCUAGUGCAUCAAUCCUAAAUAAACCUAUAUAAACAACGCGACAUCUUUAAGUUUAGUGCCAUCAAUCAAUCGAUAAUUACUACUUCGGGGGUAAAAUUGCACAAGACGUUCAAUUAUAUAUUACAUGGUACGUUAUGGAAUAAUAUUUAUGUAGYUCGUAUCACAUUGCGUCUUGCAAGUUGAGAAUUACAAAGGCUAUGGCAACUUAUAGCAGUUCUUUUCCUCUUACAACUACGGCAACAAUCKACAAGGCACAAGCAACGCCCAUGUUCGCCAUUAACGUAAUUCUUUCCUUUAUUGGAACAUUUGGGAACUUUCUGAUAAUMUUUGCUGUUUUGAAAACACCUCAACUUCGUCAAAGACCGUCCAAUAAUCUUCUCUUGAGUUUAGCUGUAGCAGAUUUGGUAGUGACCAUGGUAGUACAGCCCUUGUUCACUACUGGAGCAGCUCUGGCAACAUUUGAGGGCAAAUGCAAUCCUCUCCUUGGGUAUACCCAAUUUACUACAGGUGCAUUCUCUUGUAUUAGCUCGGCAUGUCAUCUGGCAGCCGUCAGCAUUGACCGAGUAAUUUCAGUGGUCAAACCUCAUCAUCACCACGAAAUCAUGAAGAAAUGGAACAAAAUAGUGUUGGCCAUUUGUUGGGGUACUGCUAUUGUACUAACCGGAAGUUCAUUUGUUGCAUACAAACUGGUAGUCGCGGUCAUUCAGUCCAUUAUCAUGAUGUGUGAGGUUGUCAUGAUUUGCUCAUAUGCGAUAAUCCUCUACAAGGUGAAAUGUUCUCAUCAAAUUGCAGUAAUGUCACCGUCUGCAGCAAGUGAAAGAGCCAAGGAGAAUCGCAUGUCUGGUACAAUUGCAAUUGUCAUCGUGUUGUUUGCUGUAUGCUGGUUCCCUUUUAUCGGCAUCAGCUUCGUGCAUCGUGUUGGCAUUCUCUGUCAAUAUGAAGCGAAAAUCUGCUGGGUCACAACUCUGUUGAUGGCCAACUCUUCCAUGAAUUUCAUUGUGUACAGUUUAAGAAUCCGUCAGUUCCGCGCUGCAUACAUGACAAUCAUCACCAGAAUUUUCCAACGACUUAGACAGGUU
Messenger RNA from Exaiptasia diaphana, 1388 nucleotides. Its product is annotated as melatonin receptor type 1A-like. The record is from RefSeq and is a predicted model, not a curated record. Gene Ontology annotation, biological process: G protein-coupled receptor signaling pathway. NCBI's taxonomy places the organism in Eukaryota, Metazoa, Cnidaria, Anthozoa, Actiniaria, Aiptasiidae. Gene Ontology annotation, molecular function: G protein-coupled receptor activity. Gene Ontology annotation, cellular component: membrane. The annotation marks the transcript as partial. The transcript has a single exon.